AUGGACCCAAGGCGAUGUGAGCUGCCCCGAUCGCAAAGAGACCUGAACUCUUUCCUCUGGACAAUCCGGAGAGAUCCUCCCGCCUACUUAUUUGGCACCAUCCAUGUGCCUUAUACACGGGUGUGGGAUUUUGUUCCCGAGAACUCCAAAGCCGCUUUUCAAGCCAGCUCCAAUGUGUACUUCGAAUUGGAUCUCACAAACCCUUCCACAAUAUCAGGCCUGGCCAACUGUCAGUUGCUUCCUCAUGGAGAGAAUUUGCAGAAUGUGCUUCCCCAGGAUCUUUACCAUCGCCUCAAACGCCAUCUUGAGUAUGUCAGAUUGAUGCUGCCUCACUGGAUGAGUCCGGAUCAAAGGGGCAAAGGCCUUUACGCUGAUUACCUUUUCAAUGCCAUUGCUGGAAACUGGGAACGCAAAAGACCUGUUUGGGUGAUGCUGAUGGUCAAUUCCUUGACUGAGACAGACAUCCGUUCCCGGGGAGUGCCGGUGCUGGACCUCUACCUGGCUCAAGAGGCUGAAAGGAUGAAGAAAGGCACAGGAGCUGUGGAGAGAGUAGAAGAGCAAUGUCACCCUCUGAAUGGGCUGAACUUCUCCCAGGUGCUGUUUGCUUUGAAUCAAACAUUAUUACAACAUGAAAGUCUUCGAGCUGGCAGCUGGCAGGCUCCUUACACAACUGAAGACCUCAUCAAGCAUUACAACUGUGGUGACCUAAAUGCUGUUAUAUUCAACCAUGAUUCUUCUCAGCUCCCUAAUUUCAUCAACACAACGCUUCCUCCACAUGAGCAGGUUACAGCUCAAGAGAUUGACAGGUAUUUCCGACAGGAACUGAUCUACAAGAGGAAUGAAAGAAUGGGGAAAAGAGUAAUGGCUCUCUUAAGAGACAACACGGACAAGAGCUUCUUCUUUGCAUUUGGAGCAGGUCAUUUCCUGGGCAAUAACACUGUUAUUGAUGUGUUGAGACAAGCAGGAUUUGAAGUGGAGCACAUACCUGCAGGACAACCAGUAGAAAAGUAAAAUGUCAGUCCCUCAAAAAGAUUCCAAUAUGCAACAGCUGCUCCCUUUGUCAUUGAGCAUGUUCAGUUGUCUUCAUCUUCAGCACCUCCUCAUGCCAGUGAAGAAGAUAGCCUUCCUCCACACCUUCUGUUACCAGAUAGCAUCAGCCAGCUAGAAGAAUUUGGACGGCAGAAAAACUGGCACAAGAAACAAUAUAAAAUCCACCGCCAAAGGCAAUUCAAUGAUCUAUGGGUUCGGAUAGAAGAAGGCACAACCACCAUGCCUUCUGAUAUGAGAAUAACAAAUGGACUCAUCUCUGUCAACCCAUCGAUUUGGUUCUCAAACCAGGUGGACCAACAGCCACACCCAGACCUUGUAUUCCACCAUCAUCUCAAAAGUUGUGCCCUUGAAAGCACCAUAGCAUCACCUUUCAUUGUCUCUGUCCUCGCAGCAAUGGCUUCUGUUCUUUUGGAUCUACAGAAUCCUUCCUGA
Protobothrops mucrosquamatus (brown spotted pit viper) is the source of this 1482-nucleotide messenger RNA. It is a transcript of the gene TRABD2B, whose product is annotated as TraB domain containing 2B. Lineage: Eukaryota; Metazoa; Chordata; Lepidosauria; Squamata; Viperidae. Gene Ontology annotation, biological process: negative regulation of Wnt signaling pathway. The record is from RefSeq and is a predicted model, not a curated record. Gene Ontology annotation, molecular function: metalloendopeptidase activity; Wnt-protein binding. Gene Ontology annotation, cellular component: organelle membrane. The transcript is spliced from 8 exons.